Molecule: messenger RNA, 1087 nt
Organism: Rubroshorea leprosula
Lineage: Eukaryota; Viridiplantae; Streptophyta; Magnoliopsida; Malvales; Dipterocarpaceae
Source: the annotation of a GenBank genome assembly
AUCGUAUCGGAUUAUCCAGAAAUGGAUAAGUGGAAAAGCCUAUGUCUCAGAGUCUCAAUCCUCCCCUCUGAAAAUGGCGACUGCUUCACUCACCCCUCUUCCUCCACUCUUCACCAGAACUAAAACCCAAAUAAAACCAUACCCAACUCUGCUUCAAAGUCCGAAGAAAUUCCCUUUCCGGAGAGAAUUCUUGACGGGACUCACAAUCUCACCUCUGAUUGUGCUGAGAGACACUCCCAUUUCCGAAGCACGAGAGGUGGAGGUGGGCUCCUUUCUUCCCCCGUCUCCGGCGGACCCUUCUUUCGUCCUCUUCCAAGCCACCCCCAAAGACACCCCAGCUCUUCGCGCAGGAAAUGUGCAGCCUUACCAGUUUAUUCUACCGCCAACGUGGAAGCAGACACGAGUGGCUAACAUAUUGUCUGGAAAUUACUGCCAGCCAAAGUGCGCGGAGCCGUGGGUGGAGGUAAAAUUUGAGGAUGAAAAGCAGGGGAAAGUACAGGUGGUGGCGUCCCCGUUGAUUCGCCUGACUAACAAACCGAAUGCCACGAUUGAAGAAAUCGGGAGCCCUGAGAAGGUGAUUGCAUCUCUUGGUCCUUUCGUCACCGGAAAUUCAUAUGAUCCCGAUGAACUCUUGGAGACAUCAGUUGAAAAACGCGGUGAACAGACGUACUACAAGUAUGUGCUGGAGACAACAUUUGCUCUGACAGGUUCCCACAAUCUUGCAAAAGCAACAGCGAAGGGAAACACAGUGGUGCUUUUUGUGGCUAGUGCUAAUGAUAAACAGUGGCCAACAUCUCAGAAAACUCUCAAGGCCAUGCUUGAUUCCUUUGAACUCUAGAAGUUUUGCACCCAUUCUUGUUUAUGUUGUUUCCUCGUAUAGCCAUCACUAAACAAGAAGGUUACUAUGCUGUUGCGCGGAAAAGGGGGCUUGAUUUUGUUGUAAAACUUUAGCUAGUUUUAAUCGGAUUAGCUUUGACCAGAUUAAUUAUUACAUUGUGUUUUUAUAGUUUCUCUUUUCUAGUAGCAGCUGUUAUUUUUCUGCUAUGACAUACUCUAGUAUUUUUCUAAAUACAUGAAGAUUUAAUUU